Triplophysa rosa is the source of this 3895-nucleotide messenger RNA. RefSeq names its product transmembrane protein 151Ba (gene tmem151ba). The record is from RefSeq and is a predicted model, not a curated record. NCBI's taxonomy places the organism in Eukaryota, Metazoa, Chordata, Actinopteri, Cypriniformes, Nemacheilidae. Bases 214 to 1713 code for a protein of 499 amino acids. The transcript is spliced from 2 exons.
UCUCUCUCCCUCUCUCAUUCAGCGUUCAUCUGGCCGCGUGAAUCUUGAUGAUUCCUCGUAAAGAAAUGUUGUUCCUUUCUGUCCCGACGUGAUGUAAUGUUCACGUUUGGUGUGGAUGCACUACUCAGAGAGGAUGCUGCCCCGCUGAUCGUCAUGUGGACUAUAGUGGAACACACAUGGAUGUGAUGUUUUUCUCUCAUCAGCAUCUCCAUCAUGUCUCCAGCAGCACCCGUCACAGACAGCAGCGCGUCUGUUCUCCACGAGCGCACGGACACUCCACGAGAAGAGCAGCGACCUGUGAAGGCGUCCUUGGCUAAAUCUCUGUGUCGCGAGGCGCACUGGAAAUGUCUUGUCCUCUCGCUCCUCAUGUACUGCUGCAUGAUCGCCGUGACCUGGUGUCAGGUCACCAAGGUGACACGCGUGACCUUCGACAGCGCCUUUCAGACCAGAACCAUGACGUACCACGACAGCCCCUGCGCCGACGGCUACAUCUACAUCCCGGUGGCCUUCCUCAUCAUGCUCUACGUGGUCUACCUGCUGGAGUGUUGGCAUUGUUGCUCGCGCAAUGAACUUCAGUUUCAAGCCGACCUGGAGAGCGUGACGGAGCGCGUGAGACGCAUGCAGCGAGCCACCCCUUGCAUCUGGUGGAAGGCCAUUAGUUACCACUACGUACGGCGGACGCGUCAAGUGACCCGGUACCGCAACGGCGACGCUUACACGACCACGCAGGUGUACCACGAGAGAGUCAACACGCACGUGGCCGAGGCCGAGUUCGACUACGGGAACUGCGGGGCGAAGGACAUUUCCAAGCAGCUAACGGGUUUGGAGAGGUUUCCGGUGACCAAGCUACGCUUCACAAAGUGCUUUAGCUUCGCCAACGUGGAGUCGGAAAACUCCUACCUGACUCAACGGGCCAGGUUCUUCACGGAGAACGAGGGCCUGGACGAUUACAUGGAGGCGCGCGAAGGAAUGCACCUCAAAAAUGUGGAAUUUAAAGAACGCACCAUCGCCUUCGCGGAUCCGGAUCACCUGCCCUGGUACGCGACGCGUUGCAUGGUCUGGACGGCUGCGGCGCUGACCCUUUCGUGGCCCCUGCGGGUGCUGACGGAGUACCGCACGGCACACCUUCACUAUCACGUGGAGAAACUCUUCGGUUUUGACUACGUCGCCGUCACACCGUUGGACGAGAGGCCGUGUGGCCUCCACAUCCCGCGGGUCAACACUAUAGACAGCACAGAACUGGAGUGGCACAUCCGCUCAAACCAACAGUUAGUGCCCAGUUAUUCAGAAGCCGUGCUCAUGGAUCUGGCACAGCAGUCCAGCCGAGACGCGUUCUCAUCGCGUGGAAUGGGUUUCAGCGGCCACGGUCAGAACUGUGAGCGCUGCCAUCGCUCCGUCAGCAGCUCUUCCAUCUUCUCACGCAGCGCGUUGAGCGCUUGCAACAGUAGCGGCCGCUUCUCUCUGGGCCGUCUGUACGGCUCACGUCGCAGCUGUCUUUGGCGUAGUGGCAGCAGUAGCCUGAACGAUCCCGGCUGUCCGACAGAAAGCACACGUUGCCUGGCGGGUCGCUCUAACGCUGAGGAAAGCCCUCCCUCUCCUCCGGCCUACCAGGACGCGCUGUACUUCCCUGUACUCAUCAUACAUCGCAAUGAGGGCUGUCACGAUCACCACACGCUUCACCGAAACAGCUCUUGCGUGGAGACUUCAUUAUAGUCUAUGGGACGUCCCGUGCUGAAAAUGACGGCUGACUUUAUUCAAAACGUACGAAAGCAACAUUUGUCCUCAAAUCAUUUCUAUGAUAUUCAGCUUCAACUGUGGCAUCCCCCAAACGCCAUACCGCACUUGUGAUUCAAUCAGAAUGCUAGAAAACACUUUCAACCAUUUUGACAGCACUGACUGUCUAAUCUAAUGUAACUCGUCAAAUAAGAAUAGAGUCUGAAUUGAGGAAAAAUGAACCCUUCUAUUGUCUGCUUCCAUCGCAACUUCAGGUCAUUUCGACAAAUACCAACAAUUUCAAUAAUAUGCAUCACGCAUCCUUUUCUUUGAUUGUUGAACAGCACAACAAACAAAACGCUGAACCCAAAGACAUCGACUGUUUUCCAGAAACAAAUCAAAUCAAUCGUAUAAACAUGUGCGAGUGAUUUAUUUGUGCAGAUCAUAUAAAAAACAACAGACAAACUUAAAGGCCAGACUACAUGAAGAGUUUAUUUCCAAAAUGAGAUAACUCCGUUUUUACAAUUUGUCAAAAAUCAUGUUUUUUUAUUGUGCAUUCCAAUUAAUAUCCAUCAAACUGCAGUUGGUUUGUUUUGAUUUAUGCCAUAAUAACUCAAAAAUACAGCUGAAAUAAAAACAUGAUUUUUUUUAACUGAGUUCUCAUUUUGGAAACAAACUCUUUCCCAGUAAUGUGGAGCUCUGAUAGAUUUAAAAUGAUAAACCUGAGGAAAGAAAUGAAAUGCAAAAGUAAUAAGACACAAGUAUUUCACAAACACAGAUUUUGUUUGAUCUCCAUUCAUGCCAACAUUGUGAAUAAUUUAGUACACGCAGGCUUAAAGUCCAAACCAAACACAUCCUCUUUAAAAUAUUGAAUCAUUCUCACCAUAUUUUAAAUAUGAAUGCUACUGUAAUCCAUUCCGGAUCUUUUAUUUUCCGCAACUACCUCUCCUUUUCAACAAGUUGAAGUGCCUCAGAUGUUAUUUUUGUUGACAUUUUGCUUUAUUACAUUUUCUAGACUCCCUCUGGAAAGAAAUAAUGUCAGCAAGAUUUUGAGCAGUCGGAACUCAAAAUAAAGCUCAAAAAAGCUCAAAUAAGCCACAUGCUCAAGUGAUCUUCAAAAGUUGGACAUAUAAAUAUUCCUAUUCUGUCAAAUCCAGAAACGAUCAUCAUAAAAACAAAGGAAUACAGAAGUGGAGGUUAUCCACCUACUGGAGUUUAACAGGUUUUCACCAAUAUCAGCACAAAUCUGUUUUAAGAGAAUUCAUGUGUAUAAAACAUUGAGAAAGUAACAAUGUUACGCCUCACUGUUACUGUGUGACAGCACACGUGACCUCUGCGUGACCUCGGACGUAUGAUGGAACUGUAAAUAUAAAUGUAAAAGAGACAGGACCUGAGACCGAGUCGACUGCACAUCAGUGACUGAAGAACAGAAAAAAACAUUAACGUCUUCAAAUGGUUUCAUCCUGAAGGAUCCGAUAUCUCGAGUGACUGAAUGUGGAUCAGUGCUUACGGCACAACGAUUUCAAUCCUCACAGUUUACAGCUGAACAGCCUGUAUUGUCGGUUUUUCUCUUUACAGUAACAAGGGAUUCCUUCAGACUGACGAUAAUGCAAAAAAUAGACUAUACAGAAUCAUUUCAUAUUUUUCUCUGACAUUUCUUCUUUCUAAAAAUGCACGCAGUUAUUUCAGAAAGUGAAGGGAAAGUAUUAUAAAAGCUUCCUGGUGACAAAGAAAAUCUGUUUUAUGUCUUGAUAUGCUGAAACAAGAAACACUUUGUAUUGUGAAUAAACACUUUUAUGUGUAUGCUGAAAAUGUUCUUUUAAACAAUAUGACAUUUUAUUUAUAUGUGACUACAAAUGUGUGCGUACAACACAGGAUUGUUGAAAAUACAAAAUGCAGAAACAAAUUAUACAUGAACAGUUAUAUUUUUUCUUUAUGGCUGUCGAGAAAUAUUCCACCGCCCAAAUGUGACUUAUAUUAUCACAUCGAAGGACGUUUUGUGCUGCUAACAGACCCGUCAGAAAUCUUGUUUACACAAUAAUAAAUGUCAUAUCUCGGUCAGUCCGUAUACACCGGUACAGUCUGUGGCAUAUCUCUCAAAUCUAAAACGGAUCAAAUGUUGUUAUUUCAACUACAAAGAAUCAAAAUGUACUCUAUUUACUUUCUCAUUAACACAGAGGAG